Molecule: messenger RNA, 720 nt
Organism: Staurois parvus
Lineage: Eukaryota; Metazoa; Chordata; Amphibia; Anura; Ranidae
Source: the annotation of a GenBank genome assembly
UAAUCUCUCUUCCACAGAAAAAGCAACAUGGCACCAGAAGCAGUGGCACCCACUCCUCACCCUUACUGGCCUCGUGAUCUGCACAUCGAGGGUUACCAACCCAAUGAUCGUGUCAUGUGGGAGAUUUUGACCUUCCUGUUCUCAGUAUCUGGGGUGUUUCUGGUUGGGACCUGGUUCUUGGCUGGCCGGGUUGCUGGGAUCAGCGCUGUUCGUCGUCUCAUCCUCUGCUGGUUCAUGAUCUGUGGUUUCAUUCAUGGUGUCAUUGAAGGCUGGUUCUCUCUCUACUACAACAUCAUUCCAAGGGACCAGUCUUUCCUGUCACAGCUGUGGAAGGAAUAUGGCAAAGGAGACAGCAGAUACAUUAUAGCUGAUAAUUUCACUGUUUGCAUGGAAACCGUCACCGCCUGGGCCUGGGGUCCGCUCAGCGUUUGGACUGUCAUCUCCUUCUUGCAGAAUAAGCCGUACCGUUUCGUGCUGCAACUCAUCGUGUCACUUGGUCAGCUGUACGGAGAUGUCCUGUAUUUCUACACAGAAUACCGGGAAGGUUUCAGUCACAGCGAGAUGUGGCAUCCGAUCUAUUUCUGGUUUUACUUUGUAUUCAUGAAUGCUCUGUGGAUUAUCAUCCCAUUUUCCCUGAUCGUGGAUGCCUGGGUCAAUCUUAGCCAAGCACAAGGGACAGCAGAUGCUGCACGACCCAAAAGCAAACCCAAACGGAACUGA